Molecule: messenger RNA, 807 nt
Organism: Caenorhabditis elegans
Lineage: Eukaryota; Metazoa; Nematoda; Chromadorea; Rhabditida; Rhabditidae
Gene: gst-11
Product: glutathione transferase
Exons: 5
Coding region: 8-619 (203 amino acids)
Molecular function (GO): glutathione transferase activity
Source: RefSeq, marked reviewed
AGUCAUGAUGGAGUACAAACUGCAAUAUUUCAAUAUGAUGGGAAGAGCUGAGCCCGCAAGGCUUAUCUUCGCCUACGCAGGAGUGCAGUACACGGAUGAAAGAGUGGAAAAGUCGGCAUGGCCGGAAAUUAAAGCAACAACACCACAUGGAAAGCUGCCAGUUUUAUAUGUGGAUGGUGCAAAAUUGGCUCAAAGUAGGGUUAUCGAGCGUUAUCUUGGAAAGGUAUUUGGACUUGCCGGAGAAACAGACUGGGAGACUGCAAAGAUGGAUGAGCUUGUGGCAUGUGUUGAGGAUUUUCUCAUCGAAAUUCAACCGUGGUUCAAAGAACAAGAUAAUGCUAAAAAGGUAGAAAUCUUCAAAAAACUCAUCGAAAGCACAAUCAUUCCGUUCAUCAGCGCGUUUGAAAACAUUCUCGUCACAAAUGGAACCGGUUACUUUGUAGGUGAUAAGAUAUCCUACGCCGAUCUUGCCAUUUUCCACAUUUUCUGGUUUAUGAACUCCAAAAUCUUGCCUGGUGCACUUCGAAAAUAUCCAAAACUACAGGAAUUCAUUGAAAAAAUUACUGCGAUCGACUCGAUCAAGUCGUGGAUCAACUCUCGCCCAAAAACUGAAGCAUAAAAAAUUGCAUAAUUAUUAUUUUUCUUUUUUUUUAAGAUGGAAAUUAAUACUCUGUGUUCAACAUUAAUUUGCAAUUAGGCAACUUUAUACUUGCAUACAAACAUUCCAUUUUCUAUUCUUGUAAAUUCUUCAUUUCACAAAUUGAAAGUAAUAUAUAAAUUUAUUCCGAAUACUAGUACCUAAUAAUA